Molecule: messenger RNA, 3058 nt
Organism: Peromyscus leucopus (white-footed mouse)
Lineage: Eukaryota; Metazoa; Chordata; Mammalia; Rodentia; Cricetidae
Gene: Nsun3
Product: NOP2/Sun RNA methyltransferase 3
Exons: 6
Coding region: 678-1685 (335 amino acids)
Biological process (GO): rRNA methylation
Cellular component (GO): mitochondrial large ribosomal subunit
Molecular function (GO): methyltransferase activity
Source: RefSeq, a predicted model, not a curated record
AACAUCUCUCCACCAGACCAGCUCCCCCUCUUGCUGGCCUCCUUUCCUUCUCUCAGGAUGAUAUUCCCGGCGAAAUCCCCAUCUCUGUGGGGGUGCAUUGUUUCCGCAGGCUGAGGCCCCGAGACACAAACGUCUCUAGGGGACCUUCAGGCGGGUCAGGUGGGCUACAGAAUAUACAAACAGCCAGCGGUGGGCGUCUGCUCCGCAGUCUCGGUCCAUUACUCGGUAUUUCAAAGUUAACACUUAACACUUCCCAUUCUACGGAUACAUUAUCUUGGGCCACUCCCAAGGAAAAGCACCAUUAAUCCUUUCGCCGCUUUUCUCGACGUGGAAAAUUAGUAUGCCUCUGCUCAUGAAACCCCGACAGCCUAAUAGUGACGACGAUCACAGACGCCAAGGGUGACUUUGUAAACAGCCACCCAGACGCGAUCCUCUGUCCAGCGCCAGGGUCCACCGCGGUUCCGAACAGGGAUCCGCUUUCCCGCCCCCGCGUCUCGCGGGACCUGUGCCUCCGCCGAGAUUUCGGGGGCCCCCGGAAAGUACAAUCGCGCGAGAACGGAAGCAGGAAGUGCGAGGCAAUCCGUGACCUCCUAGCGGACCCCGGAAGUGUGGCGUCUCUCUGUGUUCUUCGGCGAACUCUUGCAAAGAACCGUAGUGGGCGAGCUCGGGCGGGGACCAUGCUGACUCGGCUGAAAGCAAAAUCAGAGGGGACGCUUGCAAAACAGAUUUGCAGAGUGGUGUUGGAUCAGUUUGACCAACAGUAUUCCAAAGAGCUUGGGGAUUCCUGGAAUACAGUAAGAGAUGUUCUAAUAUCUCCAUCACUGUGGCAAUACGCCAUCCUCUUCAACCGAUUCAAUUAUCCCUUUGAGCUGGAAAAGGACUUACGUUUGAGGGGCUUUCACACAAUCCUUCAAGGGUCCUUACCGUAUUAUCCUAAAUCAAUGAAGUGUUACCUCAGCCGAACUCCAGACCGAAUGCCGUCAGAGCGACAUCAGACUGGAAUCUUGAAAAAGUACUACCUCCUCAACGCUGCUUCCCUUCUCCCCGUGCUGGCUCUGGAACUGAAUGAUGGGGAGACAGUUCUGGACCUGUGCGCUGCUCCUGGAGGCAAAUCAGUAGCUCUGCUGCAGUGUGCUUACCCAGGUUAUCUUCUUUGUAACGAAUAUGAUGGCCUGAGAGUGAGAUGGCUGAGACAGACAUUGGAAUCUUUCAUCCCACAGUCUUUGACAAAUAUAAUUAAAGUGUCUGAAUUGGAUGGCAGAGAAAUGGGAGAUGCCCAGCCUGAAACGUUUGACAAGGUCUUAGUUGAUGCUCCAUGUUCCAAUGAUCGAAGCUGGCUGUUCUCAUCUGACUCUCAGAAGGCUGCCUGUAGGAUCCGUCAAAGGAACAAUUUGCCUGUCCUACAGGUAGACCUCUUGAGGUCUGCAAUUAAAGCCUUACGGCCUGGAGGGCUCCUCGUGUACUCUACAUGCACGCUUUCCAAGGCUGAAAAUCAGGAUGUGAUCAGUGAGAUCUUGACCUCCAGCAGUACCGUCGUGCCUGUGGAUAUUAGUGGAAUCGCAAGGACUUGCUCCCAAGACUUCACAUUUGCCACCACUAACCAGAAAUGCAGUCUUUUGGUGAUUCCUGAAAAGGGCAAAGCUUGGGGCCCAAUGUUUAUAGCCAAGCUGAAGAAAAAAACAUGAGUACAGGAAAAUGGCAAUGUGAUUUUGUAAGCCAUGUUGAUAUGUUACUAUAUGCAUAUUAUUUGAGUUCACUACAUGUUAGUACUUCAAUAAUUACAGGACCACUUUCCUUUGGACCAUUUGGAAUCCUGUGUAGUUAGUUCUUCAGCCUUGUAGAGCAAAGACUUAAGAAUUUUUUAGGUACAGUUUUGUUCCUCGAAAUAUAUCUAUAGUGAUGCUUUAAAGUGGGACAAAUGGUGUUGACCUGUAUAAUAAAUUGUUUUUACUUGAUAAGUUAAUCAGAGUAAUGGUUCUGUACAUAAAAUGCUCAGGACUGUAUUCUUGACAUAGGUAUUUUAAACCUUUUCUUUAAAACUGGAUCUGCCAACACGCUCACCAUUUUCCUCAUCAAAUAUGCGGAUUCUUUUUGUAAGAACAAUUGGUAUUCCAAGGCUAACUUCUUAAGCAGCACAAUUUCUAGUUCUAGCAAAACGGGUUUCUUAUUUGCAAAGUUGUUUUGUUAAGGACUCUCUUCUGUUUACUGCAAAGGUCAGUGACUCUAUUGACACCAGCUUCAUUCCGCCCUGUUCUCCUUUAUUCACAAACACAAACGGAAAGGGUAAAUUAUGUUGAAAGGCCUUUAGAACAUCAGAUCCCCGUGCACGUGUUUGACUUUCGACAUUCAGCUUGUAAAAUAAUGCAGUCUAUCCAGCAGGCUAUAAAGCAAGCACUUGAAACAAAACCAGAAUGAUUAAUAACGGCAAUAACUGAACUAUAUUUGGAGUGUUUUGUUACAUAAUUGCAGUCAUAAUGAGUACUACAGAAUCUGAUUAUCUUACAGUUGCAAUCUGGAGGGGCUUUUUAUUUCACUCGGUUAUAAAAUGUUAUGUGAGAGUGUGAUGUCACAUAUUAAUGCACAAGAGAGAGGUGCCUAAUGAGGGUCAAUUAUCCGUUACCAAGACCCCAAACCAUUCACUGCGUGGCUUUCUCUAUUUAUACAUAUCCCCCCCAAGAAUUCUGUGCAUGCUUCUAUAUAUAUGUUUAGGAUUUUAGCAUCAAUUUUCAAUCAUGAAUUUUUCUUUAGAAAUUACUUCACUUGGAUCCAAACAUUUUUCCAACUAUUAAGAAAAAUCAUGCUAUCAGACAUGGCAGUGCAUUUGGGAGAAGUGCUGAGGCAGAAGUAUUACAAGUUCAAGUCCAGCCUGGGCUAUAUAGCAAGGCUCUCUUUAAGAAAGAAAUAGGGAGGAUGGAGGAAGGGAGUGAAGGAGGGAAGGGUAGAGCAAGAGAGAUAAUUACAAAGCAUACUUGAAAUUAGAAAUUAGCUUUUUAAAUUUUUAAAGAUUUAUUUAUUUUUAUUUUAUUUUAUGUGUAUGAAUGUCUUGCCUGCAUGUAAA